CCAAUGAGAAGCGUCGCUGGGUCCAUGUGUGUAUUGUUUAAACUGCUCAAAAUCUGACCGAGUUUCAAGCCCGAUUAAACCUCCACCAAACUCCGGCUAUGGCGGCUGCCGUGUCUCUCAGCACCACCUCAGACACGGAUGAAGGCGCAGACAGCGGGGCCACAUUUGUCUCUCGACCAUUUAGCGCAAAUCACGACCUCGCUACGGAUAAAGAAAACUUUAUGGCCGGUGACCGUCAACGUUACCCCGAAUUAGCUUCGGUGGAAGAAGACGCCACAUCGGGCCCAGAAUGUCAACGAAGGGUCGAUGAGGAUUUGAUACCACUGAGCCCUGAAGAUAUUGAGAGCCGCUUGGAGAGAACACGUCGGGAGUUUUACAACCGUAGGAAAAUAAUAAUAAAAAAUUUACCACCGGAUGUUACUAAUCAGGAGGUCCAUGAUCUGUUGGGAAACUAUGAUCUGAAGUACUGCUUUGUUGACAAAUACAAGGGCACAGCAUUUGUGACUCUCCUCAACGGUGAACAGGCCCAGUGCGCCAUCAAGGAGUUCCACCAGAUAAUACUGCGGGAAAGGGAGAUCUCCGUGCAGCUGCAGCCGACCGACGCCCUGCUGUGCAUCGCCAACCUGCCCCGGGCCUUCACCCAGCAGCAGUUCGAGGAGCUGGUGCGACCUUUCGGCAACCUGGAGCGCUGCUUCCUGGUGUACAGCGCCUCUACUGGUCACUCCAAAGGCUACGGCUUCGUGGAGUACAUGAAGAAGGACUCGGCGGCCAGAGCGAAGUCGGAGCUGCUCGGGAAGCAGCUGGGCUCCCGCAUGCUCUACGUCCACUGGACCGAAGUGGGCUCGCUCACAUACCCGCAGCUGCACUCAAAGUGUCUGUGUGUGGACCGGCUGCCCCCGAGCCUCCUGACCGCCCAGGACCUCCGAAACGCUUUGGCCGACACCCAUUCUCCGGUUUUCUGCCAGUUGGCUCAGGGGCAAGAUGGGAGUUUCCGGCGUUUCGCCGUGCUGGAGUUCGCCACUGCGGAGAUGGCUGAGGUGGCGCAGCGAUUUGGAGACGGCCGGCUGCUGGGCGGGACGCACAUCAGGGUGUCCUUCUGUGCCCCCGGCCCUCCUGGAAGAAGCAUGCUGGCUGCACUGAUCGCUGCCCAGACAACGGCUGUGAACAGGGGUAAAGGUCUCCUCCCUGACCCCACAACCAUGCAGAUCCUCACCAGCCUUAAUAACCCUGCUGCUCUCAAGAUGCUGCUCAAUGUUUUGUCACAGGGACACAAACAGGGUCUCCUCGGAGCGGCCCCUGCCAUCCCACUGCUGCCCAACCCCGCCCUGUCGGCGGCCCUGCUGCAGCUGCUCCUCCAGAACCAAGCUAAAGCCCAGCAGCAAGCCUUUCUGGGAAAUCAUCUUCUCUGGGCUCAGGCAGGACUCAUCGGGGACAAUCCUCUGGCUGCUCUGCCCGUCCAGCAGGGAGUCCAUCUGCUUGGAGAGCUCCCUCAAGGCGGUGUGGUCCCAGGUCUGGCUCUGCAGACGGAGGCUGUGCCCUCUCUGAAGCCAGGGUCUCUUGGCAGAGGCCUAAUGAGGGAGCAGGAUUCCCCCACAUCAGUGUGCGGCUUCCCUCAGACUCCCUCUCCCUCCCUGCCAGGCAUUUCCUUACCCCUGAUGGGUGGCAUGAUGGGGGCAGAUGGCCGCACAGCACAAGGAGUAUCGAUGCUAGGGGAUCUUCCUAAAGAGAUGAACUUUCCUCAGAGCGCCUUUCUCAAUGCCAGUGUUUAUCCUUCAGCAGCGAGCAGCAGGCCUCACCCCUACAGGAAGCGGCCAACACUAAGCAACGUGUCUAACCAGCACACGCAUCACAACAUGCAGCCCAACUACAACCUGCGUUACCAGGACUCCUACAGCCCCGAGUAUCCUCCUCCUCUACAGCAGGAUGCUCUGGCCUACUCGUACGAACAGCAGGAGAACCUCUGCGUUGGAGCCUUGGCAGGAUUUGGUCAGCAGGUAGUGUGUUUUUCCCGUCAACCUGACUACAGUGAGCGGUUUCCCCACUACGCUGAUCCAAGCAGCCCACCCCUCUCCUCGUACUUCAGCUCAGGACCAGAAGCCAGCAGCCCGCCUGCCACCCACCUCAACAAGGCUGUGGGAAUGCCUCCAGGAACCCACAGCGCCCCCUACCCUCCAGACGUAGGGAACGUUAUGAAGACCCCGAUGAAUAGCCAGAAGCGCGUUUUUUCCCGGCUCAUCCCGUCUCCGGAGCCGAGCCCAGAGGGAGGCUACGUGGGCCAGCAUUCCCAAGGCCUCGGCGGCCAUUACGCAGACUCCUACCUGAAGCGAAAGCGUAUAUUCUGAGUAUUGUACGUUGAGCCAUUUAUGCGUUUGGAACAAAGCGGCAUCUCCUUGUAAAGGACGCAAACUCCCUCACCCCGGGUCGUCCUCGGCUCUGUUUGCUCCUCAGUGACCCCCGGAGGGCGCUGGCGAGCACAGCUUGUUGUCUGGACAGUGGGAACUCUAUAUGGUGUGUGGGUUUUUUUUCUGUUCUUCUCUGCUCCAUGUAAGUGUGUUUUUAUUUACCGUUUUGUAAAUUAACUUUUA
This is a messenger RNA of Poecilia latipinna (sailfin molly), 2585 nucleotides long. It is a transcript of the gene raver1, whose product is annotated as ribonucleoprotein, PTB-binding 1. Gene Ontology annotation, molecular function: mRNA binding. The transcript is spliced from 15 exons. NCBI's taxonomy places the organism in Eukaryota, Metazoa, Chordata, Actinopteri, Cyprinodontiformes, Poeciliidae. The record is from RefSeq and is a predicted model, not a curated record. Gene Ontology annotation, cellular component: nucleus. Bases 99 to 2342 code for a protein of 747 amino acids.